Molecule: messenger RNA, 3803 nt
Organism: Alligator mississippiensis (American alligator)
Lineage: Eukaryota; Metazoa; Chordata; Crocodylia; Alligatoridae
Product: acyl-coenzyme A synthetase ACSM4, mitochondrial
Exons: 16
Coding region: 275-2017 (580 amino acids)
Biological process (GO): acyl-CoA metabolic process; fatty acid biosynthetic process
Cellular component (GO): mitochondrial matrix
Molecular function (GO): fatty acid ligase activity; fatty-acyl-CoA synthase activity
Source: RefSeq, a predicted model, not a curated record
ACUACAAGGUAAAGUCAGAAGCUUUAUGGGGGUUUUUAAUUUUAAAAGAAAACAGACACUGGACACAGUCAGUGCUGAGCUGAAAGCUGCUGCAAAGUCACUGGAGAGGAAGCAUGAAAACAGGACUGCUGUGCUGAAUCCUGUUGGGCUGGCUGAGGAAGGGAGAAGAGGUAUCCAAGUAAAAGAGCACUAUCAGCAUGAGAUCCAGUGACUAAAAACUGGUCAUGGAUGAGUGGUCACCAUAAGUUUUCAUACCGUCCUGUAAACCAGCAUCAUGAAUCAUUUAUCUAAAUUGCGAUUGCUCCAGUCCCUGUGGGCUGUCAAACAGCCUUAUAGAUUAUUCCAUAACCAUCACCAGCUUCUUGCAUCUCAGAUUAUUGCACACUAUGAAGCUAUAAACCGGUGCGAAAAGGAGCUGCCAGAAUACUUCAACUUUCCAAGUGAUAUCCUGGACAAAUGGUCUCAAAUGGAAAAGGAUGGGAGGAAACCAGCAAAUGCAGCAUUUUGGUGGAUAAAUGACGACGGAGAGGAGGUGAAGUGGAGCUUUGAGGAGCUAGGAUUUUUGUCCAGGAAAGCAGCAAAUGUGCUCAUUGGCCCAUGUGGUUUGAAGAAAGGAGACAGGGUUCUGAUGAUUCUACCUCGGAUACCUGAGUGGUGGCUGCUGAACGUGGCUUGUAUGCGAACAGGAAUUGUCUUUAUUCCAGGGGCAUCCCAAUUAACAGCCAAAGACAUUUUCUAUAGACUCAAGGCUUCUCAAGCCAAGUGCAUCAUUACCAGCGAUAUGCUGGGAGCUGCAGUGGAUUCUAUCAUAUCUAACUGCCAGUUUCUGAAAACCAAGCUAAUUGUGUCCAGAGCCUGCAGGGAUGGGUGGCUGAACUUCAAAGAACUCCUCAAGGUGGCAUCUGCUGACCAUAACUGUGUCAAGACGAAGAGUCAAGACCCCAUGUUCAUCUACUUUACAAGUGGAAGCACAGGAGCUCCAAAAAUGGCCGAACACUCCCACAGCAGUUAUGGCAUAGGAUUUGCAGCCAGUGGCAGGUGCUGGAUGAAUCUGACCCCCUCUGACAUAUUCUGGAACACCUCAGAUACAGCCUGGGUAAAGGCAGCCUGGGGCAGUGUUUUUGCUCCAUGGGCAAAUGGAUCGUGUGUCUUUAUACACAACAUGCCACAAUUUGAACCAUCAACUGUUGCAGAUACUCUUUCGAGAUAUCCCAUCACCACCUUCUGCACAGCUCCAACUGCCUACCGCAUGCUUGUGCAGCAUGGCCUUACCAGUUACAAGUUCAAGAGUCUGAAACACUGUGUGUCCGGAGGAGAGCCACUCAACCCAGAAGUGAUGGAGCAGUGGAAAACUCAAACAGGCCUGGAUAUCUAUGAAGGUUAUGGCCAGACUGAAACAGUAACAAUAUGUGCCAAUAAGAAAGGAAUGAAAAUUAAAUCUGGCUCUAUGGGACAGGCAUCUCCACCUUACGAUGUUCAGAUUGUAGAUGAGCAGGGUGAAGUUCUGCCUCCAGGAGAAGAAGGUGAUAUUGCCAUCCGCAUCAAACCGACAAGGCCCUUUUGUCUUUUCUCUCAGUACUUAGAUAACCCAGAGAAAACUGCCUCUACAGUACGAGGGAACUAUUAUAUCACUGGGGACAGAGGGAUUAUGGAUGAAGAAGGAUACUUUUGGUUUGUUGGAAGGUCCGAUGAUAUCAUUAAUUCUUCUGGGUAUCGUAUUGGACCAUUUGAAGUAGAAAGUGCCCUGAUAGAACACCCAGCAGUCUCAGAAUCAGCUGUUGUCAGCAGCCCAGAUCCCAUCAGAGGAGAGGUGGUAAAAGCCUUCAUUGUCCUGGCGCCUGCUUUUUUAUCUCAUGACCCAGAAAAAUUAGUUCAUGAACUACAGGAGCAUGUGAAAAAGGUUACUGCUCCCUACAAGUAUCCCAGAAAGGUGGAGUUUGUUCAAGAGCUGCCAAAGACUGUUGCUGGGAAAAUCCAGAGGAAGGUACUGAGAAACAAAGAGUGGGGAAGAGCAUAGCAUGGUCUGGAUGUUCAAGAGCAACUGCUUCUUUCACAUCCAUCAUCAUCAAUCAAGCCAUGUUUUGCUCUCCAUCAUGAACAAAAACUGUUAAUAGAAUGGAUGAGACUGUUAGCUACCAGUGGAAGAGAAAAUAAAAUUUUAUGGUACUUGCAUAUUGACUGUGUGAUAGUUCACCCAAGGUUGUAAAAACAGGAGGCCAUUGAUUUAGAUGGCUUUGGAUCAAAACAUUUUGGAAAAGAGAGGAUAUGACUAAGAAAAGGAAAGCUGGGUUUAGGAAUGUAUGAGGGGGAAAUAAAGGAGAAUUUCAAGCGUGUACAGGAAGACCUGUGAGUACAAAAUAUGUACUAAAUACAUUUCCUUUCCUGAGAACAUUUUAAGGUUUUCUGACCCAAGUAGAAAUACAGAUUCAAUAGCUCAAAAAUAUUCACAGACCAACAAUCUGAAGAAAAAUGUUGGUCUGGUUCCGUUGACACAUGUUCAGAAUGUUUCUCUUUCAUUUUUAAUGGUUUUUUAUUCUUUUAUUAUAACUAAUUUAAAUUUCAGAAGGCAUUUUGAACCAAAAGCAGAUUUGUUUUCAUUUGGCAAAUGGCUAAGUUUGAUUAAUUGGCUUUUUUUUAACAAAAUAAGUUUGGUCCAAAAAAUCCCAACCAGCUGUGCUGGUGGGCACAGUGCUGUAGCAAUGAAGUCUGGCAUCCGGGGCAAAGCUCACAGCGGCAGCCUGCCCUUGCCCUGUGCACAGAUCUGGGGGGCAAACCCCCCUGCCAUGCUUGCCUGAGAGUGCAUGCAGUGGUGGGAGCCACCCUUCCCCCAUCCCUGCACCCCUGCAAACGAACUGCUUGCGGCUCCGUCCCACACCUUGCCCUGGCUGGACAGCACCUAUUGGUGCUCCUUUGCUUCAGUGCCCGGGGCAGUCGCUCCGCUUGCCCCCCCACUCUUGUUGCAACACUGGGUGGGCAUGUUAUUAGGCAGAAAUAGCACUGUGUCCUGUGAACUUUAUAGCCCUUGUUAAAUUCAUUAGAUUGUGAAGUCUUUAAUUUGCAGAAAUGGGGAAGAGACACAGUGCUGGAGGUUAAAGUGCAAAGUCCCGGUGUAAAUAAUUACAAAAUAUAAACCCCUGCACAGGAGAUAAAUGUUGCAUUGCCUCCUUUAUUCUACACUAUGUCGCAUCAGAGUAAACUAUACUGACUAAAACAGUGAGUGGCAUAGCAUAUAUAUGUAUAUAUAGCGUCAAAUAAAAGCUAAGAGCAACAGGACCAUUUCUGUGGACAUAGACACCCUGAAAGCUGAAAAAACCAAAGAAGAUCUACCGUGUGCAGCUCUUCAGUGUUCUCUCAGAGCUUCACUGUCCAGCCUGUUGGCCAUCACAAAACACAGACCAACACGGCUACCAAGUACACCCCUGAAAUAUGGAAGAUGCCAAAUUUCAGCCGAUUUUGGAUUUUAAACUUUACUGCAGAACAACAAGGAAGUUUUUUUACCUCCCUACCUACCAUCUGACACCUUCAGGGAAGGGAUUCUACUUGAUCAACACAUCAAAAAGCUACUCAACACAGCUCACAAAGGCACUCUCAUGGACCCAGAGGGACAGACUUCUAUCUUCAGCUCCCUCUGUGCAAAAAUGAAGUUUAUUUCUGACCUAUGGGGACUUUUUACCAUCUUGUACCAUCUACACUUUUCCCAGAGCCUGACAAAGGGACUUUGAUUCCCAAAAGCUUGCAGAAAAGGGCAAUUUUCUUGCCAUUUUCCAAUUGGUCUAAUAAAAGGUAUCAUUUUGGAACCAAGA